Messenger RNA from Pezoporus occidentalis (night parrot), 2561 nucleotides. RefSeq names its product prostaglandin E receptor 2 (gene PTGER2). Gene Ontology annotation, biological process: cellular response to prostaglandin E stimulus; positive regulation of cytosolic calcium ion concentration; inflammatory response. The coding region runs from base 31 to 1128 and encodes 365 amino acids. The transcript is spliced from 2 exons. Lineage: Eukaryota; Metazoa; Chordata; Aves; Psittaciformes; Psittacidae. Gene Ontology annotation, cellular component: plasma membrane. The record is from RefSeq and is a predicted model, not a curated record. Gene Ontology annotation, molecular function: prostaglandin E receptor activity.
GCGGCGGCGCAGUUGUGCGGCAGCGGCGGGAUGAACGGGACGGGCCGGGAGCUGUGCGAGGUCGGCGGAGCUCUGCCGGCCGGGGCCCGCCCGCUGGUCAGCGCGCUCAUGUUCUCCGCCGGGCUCCUGGGCAACCUCCUGGCCCUGGGGCUUCUGCUGCGCUGCCGCCGCGGGCCCCGCGCCCGCGCGCCCGCACUCUUCCACGUCCUGGUGCUGGCGCUGGUGGUCACCGACCUGCUGGGCACCUGCUCCGUCAGCCCCUUCGUCCUGGCCUCCUACCACCACAACCGCACCCUGACCACCCUGCCCCAAGGAAGACACAUCUGCCUCUACUUUGGUUUUGCUAUGAGCUUCUUCGGCCUCGCCACCAUGCUCAUCCUCUUCACCAUGGCGCUGGAGCGAUGCCUGGCCCUGGGGCAGCCUUACUUCUACGAGCGCUUUCUAAGCCCCCGUACGGGCUUGGUUGUCCUGCCUGCCAUCUACACCUUCUCGGCGGCCUUCUGCUCCUUGCCGCUGGUGGGUUUUGGGCAGUAUGUGCAGUAUUGCCCCGGCACUUGGUGCUUCAUCCAGAUGCACCUGGACUACCCCGAGCACGACAGCGGCAGGGAGGUAUCUGGGUUGGACGUCACCUUCUCGCUCCUCUAUGCCACCCUGCUCCUCUUCCUCAUCCUCUCUGUGCUGCUCUGCAACCUCAGCGUCAUUGCCAACCUGGCCCGCAUGCACCGUCGCGGGCAGAAGACCCGCCGGCUGGCCACACUCGAGCAGCCCCGGGCGGCCAGCAGCUGCGGCCGGCGCAUGUUCUCCAUGGCCGAGGAGAUCGACCACCUCCUCCUCCUCUCCAUCAUGACCAUCACCUUUGUCAUCUGUUCCCUGCCCUUCACGAUCCGUGCCUAUGUGAACAAGUUCAGUGAGAAAAAGGACAACCACGAGUGGGACCUCCUGGCCCUGAGAUUCCUGUCUAUCAAUUCCAUCAUUGACCCAUGGGUCUUCGCCAUCCUGAGGCCGCCGGUCCUGCGGUUCAUGCGCUCAGUGCUGUGCUGCCAAGUGACCCUCAUGAGCCAGGACAGACAGACUCCAUCCCCUGCAAAGCCUAACCUGCCAUCACGGAUGAACCCCUGUGGGCAGUAGAUCCAUCAGCCACUGUGGGAGAUGUCUGCCAGGUGAAGCACAGCCCUGACAGAUGUUAAUGAAGCUCUGCCUUAUGGCCCAUAAAGAGACGUAUGUGCUGCUGGGUGGACCAGGUACAGGUGGCCCAUCCAGGUGUCACCACGUGUCUUGAAAGUAAGGCAGUGUGGUCUCUCAUGGGGCAAAAAAUAGAGUGGGACAAGAUUGUAAGGGCUGGUGAGUACCUGGAUAUUGAUGAUGGGGCUGUUCCUGCCUGGCAAAGGGUGCAGGCUGCGUUCAGCCGUGCUGUGGGAGGGUCAGGGGGUGAAGCAUGGGGUGAUGUUCUAUAACACUACCUCAGUGGGGGCUGUCAGGGAGCAGAGCUUCCUGCUGGUGUGCUUCCCAGAAGGGUCCUCGCAGUGAUUUUGGGCUAAAGGCAGCGUGUUGGCAGGGUACAGGUCCUGGAGGUGGGGUUGUGUGGUCACCAUUGCUGCAAGCACCUGUCUCUGUGCCCAGGUCCCUAGUGAUUGGGUAGGAGAAGAAGGGAGUACUGUAUCCCCAAACACUAUUCUUUAUUUGGUAGGCUCGUUGCCUAAAGAAAUACACUUUAUCUGGUGUAGGUCUGUAUGCAUGUGUCUGUCAGUCCAUUCCCACCCCAGAGAUUUUAGACUCCAGUGGGUGCCAGUCCAGCAUAUGUGAGGGGCACAAAAAAAGCCAAAGAAUCAAACUUUUGGCACUUCCCUAGUGCUGUGAUGGCAGCAGAGCUGUGUGGACAUUCCUGAGCCCCAGUUUGUUAUUUUCUUUGCCCUAUAUUUGUGUAGGAACUGACAAGGGGAAUAAAGAACCCGACCAGGGAAUAGGAGGUUUCAGUCACAGCCAUGGACUUUGCCCACGUCCAGGGUGAUGCUGCUGGUGGGUUUUGGGUUGGCACAGAGGAGGGCUCAUCCUCUCGGGCUGCCCACAAAGAGCCUUCCAUUGCCCUCCUGUUGGCGUGGGACAAACCUGCUCAGGGGCUUUGCUUCUCUAGAGGUUUUAUUUGGAAAAGAAAACAACAAAACCCCAACAAAACCAGACACCCCAAGUGCACAACCAUCCAGGUCAUCAAUCCUGCCCUACAGGCAGUGUCCUUCAGUACCGCUGUUUGUUUUGUGGAAUGCCUGUUGCUCUUCAGGGCUCCAGACUGGUCCUCACCAGCAUCAGGAGCAUCUGACCCUGCGGUCCCAAGACCAUCACUGCUGCCAUUAGGGAGUUACUGGGGGACUCCCAUUUGUGCUGCAUCGAGCAUGUGCAGUGUCAUGAUGCUAUUGCAAGUGGGGCAUUUCCAAGUCCAUCUUAGGGCUGCUGCUCUGCUCAAAGAGCCCAAAGGUGCUGUGAUUCGGAGCUUUUCUGAGGUUUGUUUGUUGAGGUGAUGUAAAGCUAAUAUAUUAUUAUUUAAAUAAUAAAUGUCUUUCCAAGGA